UGCUACAGGGUAAAAUAUGUGAAACUAAAGACAUAAAACCCGUCAGCCCUAGAUAACAAAAUCGAACAACAAAGCUCAGCAGCUCCGGCCAAACUGAUCACUGAGAAGCGAUGGGAGGAAGAAAGCGGAAACAUAGCGAAGCGGAGGCUGCUGCCCCUGUAAAGAAGGAUGAAGCUGCUCCGGAGAGACCUAAAAGAACACUUUUGGGUUGGAAAGAUAAGGUUGGAGAAGAGAAAGAAAGUGAUUCAAAAACAAAUUUUAGAAAUAAAGAGAAGGUUUUGGUCACUUGUUCGCGCCGCAUUAGUUACAGGUAUCGGCAUUUGAUGAUGAAUGUUGUAUCGCUUUUGCCCCAUUGUAAGAAGGAUAACAAGGUUGAGUCUAAAGAAAGUAAAGGUGCAACUCUGAAUGAGCUAGUCGAGCUAAAAUGCUGUUCUUCGUGUAUGUUUUUUGAGUGCAGAAAACAGAAAGACCUUUAUCUAUGGAUGGCAAAGUGUCCUAAUGGACCAUCGGUGAAGUUCUUAGUUAAUGCUGUGCACACCAUGGAAGAAUUAAAGCUUACUGGAAAUCAUCUGAAAGGUUCACGCCCUAUUUUGACUUUUUCAAAUAAUUUCGAUAAGCCCCACUGGAAACUUUUGAAGGAGAUCAUCAUGCAGAUAUUUGGAGUUCCUAAGGAUCACCGGAAAUCAAAACCUUAUCAUGAUCACGUAUUUGUUUUCUCAAUUGUUGAUGACCACAUAUGGUUCCGGAAUUAUCAGAUAUCUGCUCCUCAUAGUGAAAUGGACAAAGUGGACCGAGGUGGCCUGGAUAAAAUGACCCUUGUUGAGGUUGGUCCAAGAUUUUGUUUGAAUCCAAUCAAGAUAUUUGGAGGCAGCUUUGGAGGCCCAACACUGUAUGAGAAUCCGUUUUACAUUUCCCCUAACCAGAUUCGUGCGCUAGAGAAGAGGCAAAAGGCUGGUAAAUAUGCAAAGAAAGUUAAAGCCAAGAAGAGGAGGAAAUUGCAUGAGCUAUCAAAUCCCCUGGAGCCUGAUGAGUUUGCAGAUAUGUGGAAAAAUGAUGAUUGAAUCAGCCAAGUAUGAACGUUGUUGUCAUCAAUCUUUCUGACAGUGUUCUCUUUUCUGAUAGCAAGUUUUUCUUUUGCACUAGAUUACCUUAUAUCCAACAUGAGGUGGACAUUUUGGAUUGAGCUGUUAAAAUGCCUUAGAAGGCUUCAGUUUUGGCCUUUUGAAUAUGUUACAUUUUCAUGUGAUUUUUUCCUUCCAAGGGUGAAAAAUACUCUAGCUUCUCUUUGAUCUAUAAUGUACUUCGGAUACAUAAUUAAUCUUGCUGAGAAUUUGAGUAUCUUUGGUUA
Molecule: messenger RNA, 1348 nt
Organism: Rhododendron vialii
Lineage: Eukaryota; Viridiplantae; Streptophyta; Magnoliopsida; Ericales; Ericaceae
Product: ribosome biogenesis protein BRX1 homolog 2
Exons: 9
Coding region: 111-1061 (316 amino acids)
Biological process (GO): rRNA processing; ribosomal large subunit assembly
Cellular component (GO): nucleolus
Molecular function (GO): rRNA binding
Source: RefSeq, a predicted model, not a curated record